Frankliniella occidentalis (western flower thrips) is the source of this 756-nucleotide messenger RNA. Its product is annotated as peptidyl-prolyl cis-trans isomerase FKBP2. The record is from RefSeq and is a predicted model, not a curated record. The transcript is spliced from 3 exons. Gene Ontology annotation, molecular function: peptidyl-prolyl cis-trans isomerase activity. Lineage: Eukaryota; Metazoa; Arthropoda; Insecta; Thysanoptera; Thripidae. Bases 163 to 606 code for a protein of 147 amino acids. Gene Ontology annotation, biological process: protein peptidyl-prolyl isomerization.
GUUGAUGUUGUUGGUGGGGCGGUAAACAGUAAACAUUGAGAGACGUUCAACCAGUUGCCUUGAAGUUGUAGUUUUGUAGAAGUGCAGUAGUAGUUUUAGACGAUCUAGAGCCGCCCCAUAGUGGCUUCUCUCCGUGUGAACUGUUGGAAGUUCUCGAACACCAUGAAGUCUAACCUCGCAGCACUGCUAUGUUGCACUGUCUUCGUAGUUGUAGCUUUAAGUUGCGCCGAUAGUAGCGAUUCCAAACAGAAAAAACUUCAAAUUGGAGUCAAGAAGAAAAUAGAGAACUGUCAAUACCGUGCCAGAAAUGGCGAUGGUCUUCAAGUACAUUAUGCGGGGCGUUUGGUAGAUGGAACAGAGUUCGAUAGCAGUUAUGAACGUAAGCAACCCCUGAGCCUGACCCUUGGAGCUGGUCAAGUCAUCAAAGGCUGGGAGCAGGGAUUGUUAGGGAUGUGUGUUGGUGAAAAGAGGAAGCUUGUCAUUCCAUCACAUCUUGGAUACGGCAGCAAUGGAGCUCCACCCAAGAUCCCGGGCGAUGCAACUUUAAUAUUUGAAGUAGAACUUGUUGCCAUUGACGGUAAACCAAAGCAUGAAGAUGACCUAUAAGCAUUUUGUUUUUGUUAGCAAGUGUUUGUGCCAUUCCAGUUCACAAAUAAUGAUAAGUUUUCUGUGCAAGUCCAUUGUUGGGAUUGUAAUUCCUGUGGUCAGCAUAUUGUGAUUUUUAAAAGUCUGCUUAAUAAAUUUUUUACACCUGUA